AUUUGUUGAAUAGUGGUGCUGUCAUGUUUUGGUUUACUCGAUUAACCCACAUGCGCAGAACACACUAGAGAGACCAAAGUCAGUUCAGUGAUUUAUUAUAAACACGGUGCAAAAUGUGAAUAACAUCCAGGAUGUGACACUCGGGAGGGCGGAACCGGACCAACGGUCUUCCUGAAGAGGAACACAGAAGUGAGAACAGAGUGACGGGAGGGAAACGGAAGUUCAGCGGUUCGAGGCCUUACUUGCUGGUGGAUAAAGCGGAGCUGAGGGGGAUAGGCAGCACGGUGGAUCAGGGGUUGGAGCAGAGAGGACGGGCGACGGCGGCGUUGGAGGGCGGACAGGUGAGACAGGCUCUUCGGGAAACAAGGAGGACCAGGUCGUGUGGUCUCGAUGAUUCUUCCGGCCACUGGGAAUCCAGACGGACAGAAUGCCGGCAGUUCCGCGGCAACGAAACCUGAGGCGAGGUCACAAGAGCAGAAUUUUAGAACAGAGCAGGUGGUCUGAGGUCAGCAAUAAACUGGAUCUACCAUUUACAAGCUAACACUCUGGCACUAGAGUGUUGACGAUGUCCUCCUGAAAUACUCCUCCCAACAAGGUAAGUGGCAGCAGGUGUGCCGGUAGGAUCCGCCGACCAUCGUGGUGGGCGUACCACGAUGUUCCUCAACGCCCCCUGGUGGAGAAGGCCGCAGGAACCUCAUCCAGUCCUCCGGAGAUCCACAACAGGCUCUCCUGCCAUGGAUCCGUUCCUGCUGACUGUCAUCUUGGGUUCAGGGUCAUGUGCAGUCUUCUGUUUAGUGAUACUGCUGCUGGUGGUGGUGCUCUACAGAAAGGAUCUACUCUGCUGCAGACUCAGGCCCUGCAGGACACAGGAAUAUGCGAAUGACCUGCCCCAGUACAGCAGCAGACAUUCUCUCUUUGGCAUCGCCCACCGUGGGCACAAUGCCGCCUUGAAUCAGCGAGCGAUGGGAUCACAGCUUCCCGGAACGCUGUUUAUCAUCGGAAAGCCAAACGACUACCACCUGUCGGGCCCGCAGCCACGACUGCCGUCUUACGAAAGCGUGCGGAAGAAGGACCGCCAAAGACAGAUCCACAGCAUGAUCGCUCGGCGCUUUGGCCUGGAUAGCAGUCACGAUGAGCCGCCACCAACAUACGAGGAAAUAUUUUAUUCUAAUCCACAAGCUUCUCCAACCAACAAUGAAUCUUUGGACGUUCACCUGUCCAUAAACGCCUCACACUCGCGUGAAGAAACACGUGGCACAGCGGCGCAGAGUUACGCCUCUGUCUCCCCGAUGGGCAAAGAAGACCCCCGCUGCCAAGACAUGCCCACUGUUUCUGCUAACCGAACGGCCGUUUGAGUCAGAGCUGAUGAAUCGGUUCAAUUCUUGGGAGUAUUCACGCGAUAAUGACUCUGACUCAAGCUGUGCGCUCCUCCAGCCCGAGCCGAGCAUGACUGUGCUGCCUUUUUGCUCUUUCAAAGGGUGGUUCAAAACCGGCCUGACAGACACGAUGAUUAGCAAAAGGGCACAAACCGUUGCUGAAGGUGCCAGGUUUUUCCAAAGUGAAAAAGUAAAACGAUUAGAAAAAUUUCAGUGCCACAGAUUCACAAAGAUUCUUCACAAUUCAACUAAAAAGAAGCAAUUUUGUCAGAUGGACCAAAAAUAAAUAAAUCUGCAUCAACCUGUUGCUAUAAGUGCAUAUGGAAAAUAUUUGAUUUCAUGUACCUUUUCAGAAUUCACUCAUCUUGGUUGCUGUAUUAACAUUAAUCAUAGCAAAUCUGAUGAUGAAUUUAGCAGUGCAUGUUGGAUUUUCUGAACUUUGUUUGUAAAUUGUUGUUAAUAAAUGCACUUGGCUUAUUUGGCACUUCAACAACCCAAAGCACGCCAGCAGGUCCUCCUCCGAAAUGCUAAUAAAAACCCAAAUGAAUGUGUUGCAGCGGACUAGUUAAAGUCUUGGCUUAAAUCCAACUAUGAUGUUGUGGACUGACCUUAAACAGGCCGUUAAUGGAAAACCCUCCAGAGUGACUGAACUGAAAUCAAUAAUGAGUGAUCUAAGUUCCUGAGCAGUGACUUAUUACCAGUUCUUACAAAUGCUCUACAUCCUAGGAGAUGACAAAUAGCUAACCUGUGUGUUUUUCACAACACUCAAUGUUAGACCAAGCAUACAAAUACUGAAAACGCUGUUAUUAAUUUGCUCUGAUAUUAUAAUGCAAUGUGCUUCAACUCAUAUUAAAUUUUCAUCACUGAACUA
Xiphophorus hellerii (green swordtail) is the source of this 2247-nucleotide messenger RNA. RefSeq lists its product as uncharacterized. The record is from RefSeq and is a predicted model, not a curated record. NCBI's taxonomy places the organism in Eukaryota, Metazoa, Chordata, Actinopteri, Cyprinodontiformes, Poeciliidae. The coding region runs from base 654 to 1355 and encodes 233 amino acids. The transcript is spliced from 6 exons.